This is a messenger RNA of Hydra vulgaris (swiftwater hydra), 833 nucleotides long. The record is from RefSeq and is a predicted model, not a curated record. Lineage: Eukaryota; Metazoa; Cnidaria; Hydrozoa; Anthoathecata; Hydridae.
AUAGGGAAUGACGUGUUAUUUUAUAUAAAUGCGAGUAUUGGUUAAAAUUAAACAAACAGUUGCUUAAAAUCAAACUUGGUUAUUCAGGGAUUAUCUUUUUGCGGUUAUUUUCAGAAUUCUGGAUAUAUUUUGCAACAAAGUUUAUCUGAAUAUCCAAAACAUUUUAGAUUAAAUGAAGAACAAAACCUAUAACACUAGUUUUUCAAAAGAGUUGUAUGAUGAUUAUAAAGUUACUGAUAACAAAGAAGAAUUCAUAAAGGAGUAUUUGGAAAAAGAAAAAGAAAAUGGUGUUACUACUAAAUUAGAUUUUUAUUGUUUGCUUUUAUGUCAAGCAAUCGAAGAGCAAGACAAAAAUAUGGUUAAAAACAUAUUGCAAUUACAUCGAGCAGAAAAUUAUCCACAAUUAUUAACAAAUGUUAAUAAACAUCAUAUGAGUCCAUUAGUCUUUGCUUUGCUUUUUAACGAUACAAACGAUAUAAAAGAUAUUAUUCGGGAUUUGUUAAACCAAUUAUUAAAUGAAGGAUAUUAUUUUCAAAAAGUUAUCUUAACUAGAGAAGCCUUCUUAGUAAUGUAUGAAGUUAUUGGUUUUCAAGGAGAAGCUUACUUAGAAUGUGUAGAUGACUUUUUGAAGCCUCUUGUAGUUGACGAAGAAGUAUCUAUCAUAAGAGAAUAUGAUGAAGAUUUAACGUUGCCAAUGUUAAACAAGCUGAAGUUUUUAUAAAUUGAUUGAUGUUACGUAUAUGAUUCAAAGUUACUUGCUACGUUAUAUAUUUUUACGUUAAAAUUCUUACGUUAUAUAUAUUUUUCUCAAAAAAAUAUAUAAUGAAAUAAGA